AUGGCACAGGCCUAUCCUGGUGAUCAGCAAUGGGAUGGUGAGGACUUCUCAUGGAGUAGAUUACACCAUCCCAUAUGGAUACCAGACAGGUUUUGGCUGCAGAUGAUUGACAUAGUUUGGGAUACCGAGGCUUGGAAAAGAAAAUCCAAGAUCAAUCGGGCCAAUCGGAACACCCAGUUUGAGGGGGUGUCGUCCAGACACACUGGGGGCUCGAUUAGUACUGCACAACAUCAAGACAGGAUGGCACAAGUAAUGGAUCGUGAGCCAACUGCUACUGAGGUAUUUGAGCGUACUCACUGCACGAACCAGAAGUUCGAUCAAGUUUCGUCCGACCCGCCUACCAAUCCUCCUCAGUUCAGUUAUCCCAAAGCUGCUAGAUAUCAUGAGCGAUUUCAAUCACUUAGGGGUGAGUCACAAUCUAGUACCGACAGCCCUUUCCCUGAUGAGGCAUCUCUUUGGGAGCAAAGUGUCGGAGUGCGGAGGAAAGGCCGAAUAUUUGGUUUCGGGACCACCCAGGAUCCCUCUUAUGCUAUGACGGGUAGAUGUAGCAGUAGCGGGUCAUCAUACUAG
This is a messenger RNA of Cynara cardunculus var. scolymus (artichoke), 570 nucleotides long. RefSeq lists its product as uncharacterized. Bases 1 to 570 code for a protein of 189 amino acids. The transcript is spliced from 4 exons. NCBI's taxonomy places the organism in Eukaryota, Viridiplantae, Streptophyta, Magnoliopsida, Asterales, Asteraceae. The record is from RefSeq and is a predicted model, not a curated record.